Hordeum vulgare subsp. vulgare (domesticated barley) is the source of this 1008-nucleotide messenger RNA. RefSeq names its product pre-mRNA-splicing factor ISY1 homolog. Gene Ontology annotation, biological process: mRNA 3'-splice site recognition; generation of catalytic spliceosome for second transesterification step. Bases 1 to 939 code for a protein of 312 amino acids. The transcript has a single exon. Gene Ontology annotation, cellular component: catalytic step 2 spliceosome; post-mRNA release spliceosomal complex; Prp19 complex. The record is from RefSeq and is a predicted model, not a curated record. NCBI's taxonomy places the organism in Eukaryota, Viridiplantae, Streptophyta, Magnoliopsida, Poales, Poaceae.
AUGGCUCGUAACGAGGAGAAGGCGCAGGCCUUGCUGAACCGCUUCAUCACGAUCAAGCAGGAGGAGAAGCGCAAGCCCCGCGAGCGCCGGCCGUACCUCGCCUCCCAAUGCCGGGACCUCGCUCACGCCGACCGCUGGCGUGUAGACAUCCUGCGCGAAAUCGGCGUCAAGGUCGCCGAGAUCCAGAACGAGGGCCUCGCGGAGCACCGCCUCCGAGACCUCAACGAUGCGAUCAACAAGCUCCUCCGCGAGCGCAGCCACUGGGAGCGCCGCAUCCUCGAGCUCGGAGGCCGCGACUACUCUCGGAGCUCCAACGCUGCCCUCAUGACCGACCUCGACGGCAACAUCGUCGCCGUCCCCAACCCCUCCGGCAGGGGCCCGGGCUACCGCUACUUUGGUCAUGCCAAGAACCUACCCGGCGUCCGUGAGCUGUUUGACAAGCCACCUGAGGUCCGCAAGCGCCGCACCCGCUACGAGAUCUGCAAGCGCAUCGAUGCCGGGUACUACGGAUACCAUGAUGACGAGGACGGUGUGCUUGAACCCCUUGAGGCUGCUGCCGAGAAGCGCAAGCGCGACGAGGUUGUCACGGAGUGGCACCGCGUGGAGCGUGUGCGGCGGGAGGCCAUGAAGAAUGUGGUGAGUGGCGAGGUGGCUGGAGCAGGUGGGCGUGUCGGGGAGGUUGCUGCUAGGGAGGUGCUGUUCGAGGAGGUGGAGGAGGAGGUUGAGGAGGAGAGGAGGCUGGAGGAGGAGAGAAUGGAGAGAGAGAAGGGCGAAGAGGCGGGGAGGGAGUUUGUCGCACAUGUGCCGCUCCCUGAUGACAAGGAGAUUGAGCGAAUGGUGCUAGCGAAGAAGAAGGAGGAGCUGCUGAGCAAGUACACAAGUGAUGCCCUGCAAGGGCAGCAGAAGGAGGCUAAGGAGAUGCUCAAUGUGCAACGCUAGGAGAGUUGUAUAUAUGUUCUUUUUAUUUUGGCUCUAGUAAAUUACUUUUAACUAGUGUAGACUAGGGUA